This is a messenger RNA of Lingula anatina, 1803 nucleotides long. RefSeq lists its product as uncharacterized. NCBI's taxonomy places the organism in Eukaryota, Metazoa, Brachiopoda, Lingulata, Lingulida, Lingulidae. The record is from RefSeq and is a predicted model, not a curated record.
GGUGGGAAAAAAUUAUAGAAGGGUAACCAACGACGCUGACUGAUGUUCCCUUUCAACGCCUUUACCAUGUAAUAAAGUCACAACCACGAACAUUCGAGUAGAACAGAUGUAAAGAUUAAAAAAGCAAUCUGACUUACCGAACAAUGGCUUUGCAAAUUGAUGAUCAAGAUUCAAAACCGACGGAUAUGGCAGACGGCGCAGGCAUUCAGGCAACGAACACCAACAAAGUCGACAUUCCAGCAAUGGAUGACUUACUGCAAGACCUAGAGACUCUAGAUCUGACUGAAGAAGAAACUGAAAACCUGUUAGGAGAAGCACAGCGAAUUAAUAAGAUAUUAAAAGCCAAAUUAAAAGAACAAGAAAUGCAAGAAGCUGAGAUACAGAGUCAGAAAAGGAGGAAUUUACCACCGAUUGAAAGAAGUCAGCUUUCUUCUGCAAAAAAGUUGUAUGGAACCUCAGUUACGAGAGUGUCGAAAUCGGGAUCUAGCUGCUCAAGGUCAAGCCCAAGCAAACUGUUGGGGGAACAAGCUAGACCCAAGUCAUUAGAUAGUGCCAGAGUUAAAGCUCAUUCAAAGACUGCUCAAAAGGUGAAAAAGCAGGAGUCUCAAGGUGGAAAACAACCUUGGAAUGACAGAUUUUCAUAUGAAUGACAGGGUGGUGCAAUAGAUUUCUUGAAAAGACCAAUUUUUAACUCUUAACAUUCCAACCUCAUGUAAAAAAAAAAAUCAAAAUUGAUAUUUUUCAGAAAUUAUUUUUAAUGGUUUAUAUAAAGCCACUUGUUGCAUUACUGGACUGCUGUGAACCAAGAUGGUAACUUUCUAUUGGAGUUGAGGUGUGACUAUUUCUUUGUAAAUUUCAUGUACACAGUCUUACUGUAACAAUAAAAUGUAUGGUGCCAAAGUAUUUCAAAAGGUUUCAUACCAGACUUUUGUCUCAAAACUUCCCUUUUUAAACAAUCUGUCCCAAUUCCCAAAGGCAUGCCACCAUUAAAUUUAAGAAAUCUCUCGCCCUCUCAUUAAGUGAAAAUCAAAUACUGCAACUAUGCAUUUCCUCUAAAUGAUAUAAAUUGACUUAACUUGACUUUUUCUAAAUAUUUCAAAUAAAAAUGAAAUUUUAGUACUCAGUAUAAGCAAAGUUUAUUAUUAUGGGUACAAAACACUGUACAUGAGUUUUUACAAUUCAUUAACCGAAACAAUUUCAGCCAUACCACCUCAACACAGCAUUGGUCUGGUGCAAGGUUUCCAUUCAUUUCAAAACACCCAAAUAUAAUAAUACAUAAAUACUACUUAACUGCACAUGUAUGUUCAUAAUCCUAAUCCAAGUCCUGCCCAAAACUUGUGUACUUAUAUUUGCAAUUACAAUGUGCUCCGACUGAAAUAAUUUCUUCACAAGACAAAGAUCACAAAACAUUUUUGCCAAUUUUCAAGUAACACACCCAGUAAAUGAAAUAAAGGUGGAAUUUACCUGUAUUUCAAACUUUCAUCUGGUAUAUCUAAAAACACACUAUAUCCAGUAUCCUGCAGUCAAUUCAAGGCUACCUGCUGCUGUCAUUCAUUGCAUUUUGACAUACCCAGUAGCAGCAAUGAAUAUUCUUUAUGACAAAAACAACAAAAUAUAUAUAUAUAUAUUGUACCCAAUACUUGUAUCAAAUUGAACUCUAGACUGAAGUCCUGGGUUCUAAAUUUAUCUACAAGGAAAAUGUAUUUAUUAACAUUGCUAUGACUUUUUUGACAAAAUCAGCAAUCGGCCAAGCAGUACCAAAGCCUCUACUAAGCGGUAUUGAAACAAAAAGAAAAAAAAAAA